Messenger RNA from Mycotypha africana, 1197 nucleotides. RefSeq names its product helix-loop-helix DNA-binding domain-containing protein. The transcript has 2 exons. Gene Ontology annotation, cellular component: nucleus. NCBI's taxonomy places the organism in Eukaryota, Fungi, Mucoromycota, Mucoromycetes, Mucorales, Mycotyphaceae. The coding region runs from base 1 to 1197 and encodes 398 amino acids. Gene Ontology annotation, biological process: regulation of transcription by RNA polymerase II. The record is from RefSeq and is a predicted model, not a curated record. Gene Ontology annotation, molecular function: protein dimerization activity; DNA-binding transcription factor activity, RNA polymerase II-specific; RNA polymerase II cis-regulatory region sequence-specific DNA binding.
AUGUAUUCACCGGAUCAACAAGCAGAAUAUGCUGAUCAUUUUAAUCAAAGGCAACAACAACAACAUUCACAACAGGAUAUGUCUCAUACAACCGUAGCAGCAGUGCCGGUGAUAAACCCUAAUAGUAGCCGAACGCCAAAUCGAAUGUUUAGCCCAACUUCAUACCAACCACAGCAACAACACCAUCAUCAACCACAUCAAUUUCAUCAAAGACAAAGCUCGUAUGGUACAGUAGCUUCUGCUAUUGCCAUGAGCUCACCUCGACAGCAUCGUACAGGUGGCCUUGCCGCUGCUGCCGCCGCUUAUGCUGACAGUAAUAACAUUAAUCAACAGAAUUGGUUUGGAACAAGUUUUGAUUCUACUUCAUCUUUUGGUCAGUCUCCACCUCAUAUCUUCACAACAACUAGUGCAUCAUCAGGCGGAAGAGGUGCAACUGCAGGCGCGGAUUUGAUUGUUUCCCCUUCCACAUCCUCAACACAUCUUGAUCACACUAGUUUUGCUGCUGCUGCUGCCGCAGCGGCGCAUGCAGCAGUAUCAGCAAGUGUUAGUGGUAGUAGUAAUAAUAACCCUAACAGCAUUACAGAAGAUGAAGAAGCUCAGCAGCAAAGAAACUUGCAAGAAAUGUUCGAAAAGAGACGUCGACGAAGAGAAUCUCAUAAUGCUGUCGAAAGGCGCCGAAGGGAUAAUAUAAAUGAGCGUAUUCAUGAACUAUGCACACUACUACCUGAAAGACUGUUGGAUACAGCCCCUACAAGCUCAAAUGUUAUGUCAGUUGCUAGCGGCCAAGUGGGUGCUAAUGGUAGAGCAAUCAACAAAGGCACAAUUUUGAAGCUGUCUGUUGACUACAUAAAGGAAUUACGUGACGAAUUGCAUCGAUGUGAGAAUAGAAUUCAGGAAUUGGAACAUAUUGUCGAAAGCACCAAAAGAGACGAAUUAGUCUAUAAUAAUCAUUCGAACAAUAUUAACAACAGUGUUAACAAUAAACUAACUCAACAACAUCAAUUGGAAUUUAACAACCGUAAUAACAACAAUAGUAAUAUGAAAAAUCUACAGCAACAACAACAAGACACUGGUAACCAUAAUAAUAGUGGUGGUGGUGGCGGUGGUGGCGGACAUCAAAGGGUAGGCUCAAUACAAUUCAGACAGCAAUUUGAUAAAAUGCAAAUUACAACAAACAUGAAGAACGAACCUCUUUGA